GCUGCCUGACAAGUUCAUGACGAUGCUCAACGGUUGUGAACCCCAGAAAGUGAAGCCGUGGGAGGCUGAGAGUGGGAAUCGCAUGCUGUGGGACAUGCUGGUGGUGUUCAAUACCGACGACCACAUGUACCUAGGAUGCAGCUAGGAGUAUUUCGCCCGCGCCCACCCCACGACCUGCAGCUCGAACACUUACUUGUCUUCCGCCACGAAGAUAAAGCCGUGCUCACCGUGAAGGUGUUCGACGGGGCCAUGUGCCGCAGGCACUACCGGCACGACUGUGACGCCAGAAAUUGGAGCAGCAGCGGGGAUGACAAGGAGCAGAGUGGGGAAGAAGAGGAGCAAAGUAGGGAUGACGAGGAGCGGAGUGGGGAAGACGAGGAGCCGAGUGGGGAAGAAGAGGAGCACAGCGCACGGGGGGGGGGGGGGGGGGAGGGGGGUGGAGCCUAUUCUGGCUGA
Messenger RNA from Hordeum vulgare subsp. vulgare (domesticated barley), 456 nucleotides. RefSeq lists its product as uncharacterized. The transcript has 2 exons. The record is from RefSeq and is a predicted model, not a curated record. The coding region runs from base 136 to 456 and encodes 106 amino acids. NCBI's taxonomy places the organism in Eukaryota, Viridiplantae, Streptophyta, Magnoliopsida, Poales, Poaceae.